AUGUUAAAGGAAAAUCAAGAAAUAGAAGAGAAAAACAGCGAGGAGAAUAAAAACCUGCACCAACAUAAAACAAAAAGAAAAAUUAGAAAUUUUACCAUAGGAGAAAAGGUCAUGAUAAGGGAGUAUAGGCUGGUAAACCAGAUAAAAUGGGUAAAAGCUGAGGUGAUUCAAAAAAUAGGCAGAGUUGUUUACAAUUGCAGAUUGGAGGAUGGUAAAGUCUACAAAAGACAUGCUAAUCAGAUUAUCAGAAGGGGAGAGUACUUCGACAGACAGGAGGAAGGGAAAAGUACUAAAACACCGCCAGUAAAAAGAAAUAUUAAAGUACCCAAUAGCCAUUUACUUCUUUUAGGGGCAAGAAGUACAAGUACAGAUGACACGGAUUUACGAAAGGAAGACCAAACAAUACCAAAGGAACAAGAUUCGCAAGUACAAACUUUAAGCAAACCAAAUGACACAGAAAAUCCCAACUUAGCAAGCCAGAACGACAAUGCAACCACCUGCACAACCAAGGAGGCAAGUAUAAAUUCACAAAAAGAUUUAAAUAUGGCCGUUAAGGUACAUAAUUGUAAAAAUAAUAGUGAUAACUUAUUGUUAAGUAAAAACACUACAAAUAAAAGAAUAAUUAAGAAACCUACAAAAUAUAAUGAUUAUGUAUUAAAUUUUGAUUAA
Molecule: messenger RNA, 669 nt
Organism: Brassicogethes aeneus
Lineage: Eukaryota; Metazoa; Arthropoda; Insecta; Coleoptera; Nitidulidae
Source: the annotation of a GenBank genome assembly